This is a messenger RNA of Lathyrus oleraceus (garden pea), 596 nucleotides long. RefSeq names its product MAPK kinase substrate protein At1g80180. The transcript has a single exon. The record is from RefSeq and is a predicted model, not a curated record. NCBI's taxonomy places the organism in Eukaryota, Viridiplantae, Streptophyta, Magnoliopsida, Fabales, Fabaceae. The coding region runs from base 66 to 410 and encodes 114 amino acids.
AAGAGACCUAUAUAUAUAUAAACAUCUUCAUAGCUUUAUAUAUCCAUUUCUCAAUAGAAAAAGUGAUGGCUAGUCUUGCAAGAUCUCAAGUAUCAUUCAGAAGAUCAGGUUCAUCUGGUCUUGUUUGGGAUGAUAGAAUCUUAUCAGGAGAAUUAAACAAACUCAAUCCAGAAAAACAACAACAAUGCAAGAAUACUACAAUUGAAGAGUAUAAUAAUAAUCUCAAAGAGCAUCACGGUGGAACCACCAUACAGAGAAGCCGUUCCGCCUGUGCUUCCCGAGGAUACCGUUCAGGAAAAGUAUUCCCGACAAUCGAUCCGCCGUCUCCAAAACUCUCCGUGUGCGGCUUCUGUAGCCUUUUCGCGAAAAAUGAUCUCCGAUCAAAGUCUGGAAAACGUCGAUCGAGAUAGAUAUUCCGGUGUGUAGGGUGAGUUGAGUUCAUAAGAAUGUUGGGAUUAAAGUUGGGAUGUAAUUAUUAUUAUGUGGAUAAUAUUUGUUUGAUGAGUUUACGAGGAAUUUUGAUCUUUGUACAAAUAUAAGGGUUAAAGCGAAUCUAAGUGUGUUUGGUCAUGCAUGAACAUGAAAAGAAAUUGUGG